CACAAUGCAAUCUCUUUCGCUCUCUCUUUCUCUCUCCACCGUCCACUUCCUUCAGCCAUCUUGUACUCUCUCUAUCUCUCUAUAAAAGCAAACCCAACUAGCCAUAAACUGUUCCCACUCUCUCCUCAAACCCACACACAAUCACAAACUUACCUUUUUCACCCAUGGCUGACCCCUACUCCAAUUUUUUCUCUUCCUCACCCUUCUUCCGUUUCAAUCACCAUUUCCCAUCUUCAAACCCUUCUCCGCACGCUCCCUAUGUCCACCACAACUUCAUCAACCACUCCAAAACCAGCGACACCACUUUUCUCCACUACCACCACCACCACCACCACCACAACCCUGCAACUUUUUCUUCUUUUCCACCUUCCCCUCCCUUGAGAGAAGAACUACCCCUCUUGAGACUCAGUCCGGCGAAGCAAGAGGAGGAGGAGGAGGAGGACCUGUCUUGCACUGGAGCCAUGGAUGUGGAGGAGAGGAUGCACAUCCACCCCAAAGAGGAAGAAGAUGAUGAAGAUGCCACCGUCACUGUUGCACUCCACAUAGGGUUGCCAAGCCCUAGUGCUGCUGAGAUGGCUUCCGUCCUCUCUUCUUCCUCGGAGACCACUGACAAAGAUCAUGGAGAUGCUGCUGCUGAGGAUUCUUCUGCCGGCUUCAGACUCAACAAGGGCCAGUACUGGAUCCCUACUCCUUCUCAGAUUCUCAUUGGCCCUACCCAGUUCUCUUGCCCUGUUUGCUGCAAAACUUUCAACAGAUACAACAACAUGCAGAUGCAUAUGUGGGGGCAUGGAUCACAGUACAGAAAAGGACCUGAAUCUCUGAGGGGUACCCAACCAACGGGCAUGCUGAGGCUUCCUUGCUAUUGUUGUGCUCCAGGGUGCAGAAACAACAUUGAUCACCCGAGAUCAAAGCCUCUGAAAGACUUUAGAACACUUCAAACGCAUUACAAAAGGAAGCAUGGGAUCAAACCUUUCAUGUGCAGGAAAUGCGGGAAGGCUUUUGCGGUGAGGGGGGAUUGGAGGACUCAUGAGAAGAACUGUGGCAAGCUCUGGUACUGCAUCUGCGGCUCCGAUUUCAAGCACAAGAGAUCUCUUAAAGACCAUAUUAAAGCUUUUGGAAGUGGCCAUGCAGCUUAUGGCAUCGAUGGUUUCGAAGAAGAAGAUGAGCCAGCUUCUGAAGUAGAGCAAGAUAAUGAUGAUUCCACCCAGUGAUUAACGAGACUGCUGGGUUUAUGUAUGUGAAUUAUCCUAGUUAUUUUGUCCAACGAUUGGGGAAUAUAUAUAACAUAUAAAGCGUUGGCUUCCUAUUUCAGCACUAUAUAUAUAAGCACCAAGUUCAAAUGGAAAGUCAAUCUUUCUUUAAUUUCUUCUUCUUUUCUGUUGGUAAUAUUAGCUAGAACUAGAGACUGGAUACAAAACACAAAGCUGGCAAAGCUAUAUAUAUAUAUCCAACUUCUUUGAAUUUGUUGUCGUGUAUAAGACAUCUUUCCCUUCUCUUAC
Messenger RNA from Vigna unguiculata (cowpea), 1499 nucleotides. RefSeq names its product zinc finger protein WIP2-like. The record is from RefSeq and is a predicted model, not a curated record. Gene Ontology annotation, biological process: regulation of gene expression; anatomical structure development. Gene Ontology annotation, molecular function: DNA-binding transcription factor activity. Lineage: Eukaryota; Viridiplantae; Streptophyta; Magnoliopsida; Fabales; Fabaceae. Gene Ontology annotation, cellular component: nucleus.